This is a messenger RNA of Glycine soja, 865 nucleotides long. Its product is annotated as HVA22-like protein c. Lineage: Eukaryota; Viridiplantae; Streptophyta; Magnoliopsida; Fabales; Fabaceae. The record is from RefSeq and is a predicted model, not a curated record. The transcript has 5 exons. The coding region runs from base 148 to 693 and encodes 181 amino acids.
UUUCCCGCAUUUUCUGUGACUUUUUUGGGGUCACUUUUUUCCAAGCUUCUCUCUCUCUUCCUUCUUUUGUCACUUUUUGGGUGAACACUGAACACUCUAUCUUAGUUCUCCACAGAAGCAGUAGAAAACAGAACUUCGUUGCAAAAUAUGGGUGCUUCUGACAACAACAACAACUUUCUCCAAGUUGUCUUCAAUAACUUUGAUGUUCUUGCUCUGCCCUUGGUUACGCUUGUUUACCCUUUAUAUGCUUCAAUUAAGGCCAUCGAGACCAAGUCUACUACUGAUGAUCAACAAUGGCUCACGUAUUGGAUUCUGUAUUCCAUUCUCACAAUCUUUGAGCUCACAUUCGCCAAAGUUCUUGAACUGCUUCCCAUUUGGCCUUUUGCCAAGUUGAUAUUCAGUUGCUGGUUGGUUCUGCCUCACUUCAAUGGGGCUGCAGUUGUUUAUAGGAAUUACAUCAGACCAUUCUAUAUGAACCCGCAAAUCCCAAUUCCUCAAGGCUCUCAAAUCUGGUAUUUUCCACAAAAGAAGUCCUUAUUCAAUCAGCCAGAUGAUGUUCUAAGUGCUGCUGAGAGAUACAUGGAAGAGCAUGGUACAGAAGCCUUUGAAAGACUUAUAAGCAAGAAUGACAGACAAGCUAGAGCAAGGAGGAAUGGAAAUUACAUGAUCUUUGAUGAUGACUAUAGAUAUUGAACUUCGUUAAGGUGUCACUUUGGCUGUUGCUAAUAUUUCAAUAUAUUUCAAUACAUUGAUGAUGACCAAAUAUGUUGAACUUUGUUAAUGCGUCACUUUGGAAGUUACUAAUAUUUCAGUAGAUUAUUUUGUGGAAUGAAAUAUAAACUACGUACUAAUUAUUCUCAUGUCA